UUUUCGAAAUUGCUUUCGCGUCAAUGCCAGCUGGCGUAUCAAGUAGCAGUAACAAUAAAGAAUGCAACAAAGUGUCUAGAUGUUCCAUGCCUGCUUAUAUAACGAUAACAAUAACUAACCUCAACCUCGAUGAUAGAAAGAAGCACAGGGAGUCUUGAAUCAGGCUUAGCUAUUAAUCUAUGGUCUACUUUCGCGUAAGAGCCGGGUCUGGCUUAGUCGAUGGAAGGAAAGUACAGUCGAAGUACAACAAGUAGAACUCGGUUAUAUGCAAAGAUUUUAGCCCGAAUAUACGCCAAGAAUCAUCCCCACUGGUUACUGUAUAGAUACUUGUGCAGCACCGCUUUGAAGUUCGGUGGCCGAGCGCCAGCGAUUCGAGAUGGGAUCGGUCGUUUCCUGGAAUGAAUUCCUGGCUUAACUCAGCAAGAUUUCUUUUUUUUUCUUUUUUUUUUUUUACAGGUAACAAAGUGGCGGGUAAUAGGGAAAUCUGUGUACGAUAGCGUACGGAAGGGGGAUGUUCUAUCGCGGUCAGAUCGAUAACACGAAGCCCAGAGGGCGGAUGGUGGAAUUAUUGCGAAGUCAGGAUACUUGUGGCGGGAUGCGCGCGUUCAAGUGAGAUCGACGAUCCGAAAAGUGGCACGGAAGGGCUUAAAGGGCAACCACUCGCGAUACAGGCGACCUGAAUUCUGAGGAGUCGGAAGGGAAGCUUUAAUUGCAAAGAGAACGAGGCAGCUGCGAAAUAGGUGGUAACUCCGAAGGGUUCACUGCCGAUCCAACCCGGAGGCUGCAGCAGCGAUCACCAUUAUCGGAAUAAUGAAGAGAGAAGCUGAUGCAGGCACGAUGACAGGUUCCGGAGGACCAACAAGUCCUCAUAAGCGUUACAGACAGGGUGACGAUGAACUCCGUCUUCUGAUACCCAGCAAGGUGGCCGGUUCGAUAAUCGGCAAGGGUGGCCAGAAUAUCACCAAACUCAGAAGUCAGUACAAAGCCUCAAUCAUUGUACCCGAUUGCCCCGGACCCGAACGGGUGCUUACCAUCAGCUCGGAUCUGACCACCGUUCUUCAGGUGUUGAACGAGGUCGUACCUAAUCUCGAGGAGAAUGGAUCUCGACACGGCAGCGAUGAGAUCGACGUGCGCAUGCUGGUGCACCAGAGCCAAGCUGGAUGCAUCAUCGGCAAAGGAGGCCUAAAGAUCAAGGAGCUCCGUGAGAAAACUGGAGCAAGGAUCAAGAUCUACUCGCACUGCUGCCCCCACAGCACGGAUCGGCUGAUCAGCAUCUGUGGGAAACCCAACACGUGCAUCGAGUGCAUUCGCGAGCUGAUCGCCACCAUUAAGACUUCGCCGUUGAAGGGCGUGAACAACCCCUACGAUCCGCACAACUUCGACGACUUCUACGCUGAAGACUACGGCGGCUAUGGAAGCGGCGAGGGAGGUCAGGGCAAAGGAGGUGGCUUUGGCGGAGGGCCGGGAGGCCGAGGAGGCGGUGGAGGCGGUGGCGGUGGUCGCGGUGGCGGAGGAAUGAUACCAAGACGCGAUCCUCGCAGUGACAACCGACCUUUCCCUAUACCGCCAAGUGGAUGCCUUCGAGGUGAGGGUGGUGGAGGCGGCGGAGGUGGUGGCGGUGGUGGUAUGUCCGGUGGACCACCCAAUCGCGGCUACGGAGGCAAUCGUGGCAGCGGAGGAGGCGGAGGUGGCGGCUACGAGGGUGGUCGAGGCGGAGGAUACGGAGGCAACAGGGGUGGACCUGGAGGACCACCGUACGGGGGUGGAAAUUACAAUGGCGAUGGAUGGGGUAUGCAAGGAGGCGGUGGAGGUGGUGGUGGAGGCGGAGGAGCGCCGAAUGGUUUGGGUGGCGGAGGCGGCGGCGGCGGCGGUGGAAACAACUCUGGAAUGAGUGGUCCACCCAUGGGUGGCGGUAACAAUCAAGGAAACCAGGGCAACAUGGGUGGAAACAAGACCAGCACUCAAGUCACCAUUCCUAAAGACCUUGCUGGAGCCAUUAUCGGCAAGGGAGGCGCCAGAAUCCGUAAAAUCAGAUCAGACAGUGGCGCUGGUAUCACUAUAGAUGAGCCGUUGCCCGGAAGCAACGAUCGCAUCAUCACCAUUUCCGGGAUGCCCAGUCAGAUACAAAUGGCCCAGUACCUGCUGCAGCAGAGCGUGCACGAGAAUGCAGACCAUUAUUAGGACGUGGUGAAGGAAGCAUUCGGGGGGAGCCAAAGAUGCGUUUGUAAUUUUUUUAGGGAUACUUCGCAAACGGGCAAGCAUAUUCACGCAAGAAGUGGAAACUGGAAACAUAAUAAACCUACGGACAUCAUCCGUACAAAGGAAAACCAUACGCACGGAAACACACAGGUUUCUUCUUGUGCGUUGCCAGACGAACAAAGCCUCUCUCAGGAAGUAAAACUCGAUCAGCCGGACUCGACAAGGAGAGAAUCAUAAUUUCGAUUCGAUGGAUCUGCCUACAAUGAAAAAAAAUAAUCAGUUCUACGCCUGCCUCUUUCAAGAACCAGAAAUCCAGGAACGUAAGCGACAUUUUUUCUCGUCUAAGAAAGGCCAAAGAAAAAAGCAUUGUUCCCGUACGCUGAAAAAUCGUUCUCGCGUACGCGUUUCAUUCCCCCCCUUCCCUAUUUUAUUUUUUAAUCGUUUUGUGACGCAUAACUUUUGUCGACGUCUCCGGACGAGCUUUGAUAAUCAUUUUUUCCGUUUACUUCCCCCACGUGUUUUUUUUUCUUUUUUCUUUUAAUACUAUUGCAAUCGGAGGAUUCGAGGCGACUGAAUCGCGCGCACGCGGUUCAUCGCAAUAUCGAAUUUUAAAGCGCACACAUUAUUGUCUACUUUUCCCUUCGCCUGCUCGCUACGGAAACCCAACGGUGGCUAAAUAAUAUCGUAACAGUAAAAAGCUUAUGGCAUAGGUCAUGUCGUUCUUACGAAGGGUAUCUACUCGUGCAUUUUGUAUUUCACACAAGUACUUCCGUUUCAUUAUAUUUUGGAUCCUGUCGAGGAGUCCGACACCUGAAAAUAAACAUUUAUAAUUAACAUAAAUGAAGCGCAAUACUUGGAAACUAAAUUUAUGCUGGAUAUCUUCCCGUGUGAAUUUAAUUUCCAUCUAUUAUGAUUUGGUAAUAUAAUACCAGGCGUAUUUAUUUUCAAAUGAUGGGCUACUGAAGAGGCUCCGAAAUAUGGAGAAACGGAACGUCGAAUCAUUUGAAUAUUCUCGAUCUACUAACACAAUACGAAACACAGUAAUUUUUCUUAUUAAAGAAUUUGGUAAAUAAGUAGCAUCCGCAAUUCAAAAAUUCUUUUGGUCGAGGAACCACCCUUCCGAGGUAUCUCGUACCUACCGAUAAUAGCCACUGAAGUAAUAGUUUCUUGUAGCGAAAGGGUUGGAGGCCGAUACGCUAAGAAUCAGUGGAAAAUUUAGCGGUAAGAUCAAAGGAAGGAACGGUUAACCGAGAGAAACAGAGAGUGGAGAAAGACAAAGAAACGUAGCGGGACAGAAUUAUUCUAGUACGCGGAAUAAAUUUUGUAUAUACAUAUAAAGAAAGAAAAAAAAACGAAAAGCUGCUACAAAAAAAAACACAGAAAAAAGGAGCCACUAACAGAUAUCCAUUUUCUUUCCUUAAUCGUCACGUACCCACGUUUCUGCUGUUGCAUCAUGAUUAUUAUUAUUAUUAUUAUUAUUAUUAUUAUUAUUAUUAUUAUUAUUACUGUACGAUUAUGAAUAAGAAUAAUUUUGCAUUAAUUAUAUUUCACUCCUUCCCCCAAAUCUCUUGUACUAAUGAUACCCUCAUUCGUAGAUCGAGCGCGUAACGGGCGUUCUUAACUUUACGCGGUAUAAUUGUUAAGUGUCUAGGAUUAUGUAAGAAAGCGUGUAUAAGCGAUACGAAAGGGGCACCAUCGGGAUAACGAAUCGCGGUGUGGUGAAAUAAAAAAAAAAAAGAAAA
Molecule: messenger RNA, 3941 nt
Organism: Hylaeus volcanicus
Lineage: Eukaryota; Metazoa; Arthropoda; Insecta; Hymenoptera; Colletidae
Gene: HnRNP-K
Product: heterogeneous nuclear ribonucleoprotein K
Exons: 13
Coding region: 811-2181 (456 amino acids)
Biological process (GO): regulation of transcription by RNA polymerase II; regulation of mRNA splicing, via spliceosome
Cellular component (GO): cytoplasm; nucleus
Molecular function (GO): mRNA binding
Source: RefSeq, a predicted model, not a curated record